GCAAACGAUAAAACCAGCUCGAAAUGUGACGAUAACGGUCGUGUGACGAUGAGUGAUCAAAUUUCGAUUCGUGCAGACACGUUGAGGGCAGCGAAGAGAAGGUCAUGGGCUCAACAAGAGACAUUGAUGGAUGAGGCCGAAUAUAUUCGAAAGAUUCUCUGCGAACAACAGAAAAAAGGGCGAACGCAUCUGAAUUUAGAUCCACAUCUGAAGAAUCUUUUGAAUAAUUCACCUGUUCAAGAGGUACUCAAUGAUAAGGUGCAACCAACUGAUCCAGUUGAGGUAAUUGAUUUAUAUUCUAAUAUUCAUCUUUCAUUUAUCGAUCGUCUUCCAAAUCAUCUGAUUACCGAUUGA
Anisakis simplex (herring worm) is the source of this 354-nucleotide messenger RNA. Lineage: Eukaryota; Metazoa; Nematoda; Chromadorea; Rhabditida; Anisakidae. The record is from the annotation of a GenBank genome assembly.